AUGAGGACGGAUGUGGUAUACGUGAUGAGAGGGGAGUGUCUUCGUCGUCGUUCAUCGUUCGCUCGUCGUCGAGGCGGAAUCACGCGCACGCUCAUCGACGACGACGAUGACGACGAUCGACGCACCAGCAGCAGCCUCGACGACAGCGCCGAGGGUGCUGUGGCCUACUACACUCCAGUCACUCACUCAUUGCAAGGGCCAGCAUCAGCCCUGGCUGUGCAGCACUACGUGGCCUAUGCCCCAGCAGCACCAGUCGUGGCUCAAUAUCAACCCGCAGCUGUCGUCGUCGGGCAGCAACACGACGAGUCCUCUGCUGCGCACCACUACCAACACCAGCAGUCCUCGUCCUCGUCCUCCAGGUACGGCGCUGGCUACACCAAGACCUCGUUCAGUGACGACGCCGCUGAGCACUUGGAAGCACACAGGAAGGCCGUCGAGGAACACCAGAAGGCCCAUGCGCUGGCCCUGCAGAAGCACCAGGAGGCCCUGCUCAGAGCAGCCGACAAGGCCAGUUGGUCUCUGCCUACAGCGGGCCACUCGUCACCAAGGAGGAAACCGAGCGUCUCCACGCCGAUGCCAUUUACAAAUUGCAAGGACUCGUUGCACAAAGGGACGCCAUCAACGCCAAGGGUGACCCGGGCCGAGGCCGAGUACCUGCACAGAGACGCCAUUGCCAAGCAGCAGGAGAUGAUCCGACAACAGGCUGCCAGACUCGACACGAGUGACGAGUCCUCCUACGAAGGCAGAGCUGAGAACGAGGCCCAGCUGAACAGGGAUGAGCAUAACGAGAAGGCCCUGCUGGCCAGGCAGGAUGCUGAGGUCCAACACCAAGUUCAGAUUGCAAAGGCACAAGGAGAGCAAGCCAAGCAACCAGGUGCAGUCGAAGGAUUCUACCGGCACGUGGAGUACAAGGAUGCUUCCGGCUAUAGCGACAGCGACAGCGGGUCUGCGGAAGUCAACAACAAGGAGCGACCUCUUCCGCUUGCGGCGGCAGUCGACUACCAACAGCACCACCAGCAGCAGCACCAGCAGGUUGCCUACCAAGGACCGAGGGUGAGCAAGGAAGAGACCGAGAGACUGCACGCUGACGCCAUCAAGAAGCAGAAGGAGAUCAUUGCUCAGCACGAGGCCUUCAUUGCCAGUCACAAGGCCGGCUUCAAGACCUACACCUACCAGCAGAAUGACCAGCACCAGGUUCCCUCGUCAUCGGAUGAGUCGCAAGAGAAGAAAAACAACAAUAACUACCUUGUCGGCACUUAUUAUCCAGUCAACGUCGUGGGACCAGCUCCAGCUGCUGCUGCUCCUCACAUCACCACCGCCUACUCCACGGGUCAACAGCAGCAACGGGAACGGGCCCAGUUGGCAGAGCAGGACGCCGAGGUGCGGCGACAGAUCCAGGUGGCCAAGGAGCAGGGCCAGUUCGCAGCCCAGGAAGCCAGCUUCAAGUACCAGAACCAGCAGCACCAGCAGGCUGGUGGUCUGGCAGCAGCUGUCGUCAGUAAAAAGGGCGCCACUGUGGCCCACUAUAACGACGAACACCAACAGCAAUACCGGCCCUCGAGCAGUGCUGCAUCCGUUGUUGUGCACCACAACACUAGCCCCGUCCAAUACGUCUACCACAGGUACGCAAGGCCGACAUACACCUACGCCGCAGUUGUUCCCCACGCAUCAGCAGUUCCGCAGUAUCAACAUCAGUACUUUGUCAAGCCAAGUACUUCCGAUGACUCUGGCGAAGAAUAACUAAUGAUCCUCACAGAAUAAAGGAUGAACUGCAUGAUGCUCAGAAUUUGCAACGAAUACGACGAAGAACUCAAUAAUCGACGAAGGCAGGCAUUCCUAUGUCCCCAAUAUGUGAAGACAGAGAAUUUAUGGAAGAUACUGUAUAUCAGUGCAUGGAUGACCGUCUUGUAGGCAUUUUGGAAACUGGUAUUUUUGUGUUGUGUAGCAAUGAAAUGCGAAACCUCGAGCAAUCUCAUCAUCAUCGCGUCAUAUGUCGUCCCUCGCCUAAACUGUUCUUGAUUGUGGCGUCCAAUUAUUUUUGUGACUCAUCUUCGGCAUUCCACGCAAAACAUGCGGAUAUAUACGUGUCAGGUGCGCGAUGAAAUCGCAGAAGUUUUCUAGCAAAAUGUUCCGAUUGUUUGUGACAAGCGCAAUGCAUCGAAUAAAAAAAUUCUUCAUUUCACAACA
Messenger RNA from Notodromas monacha, 2187 nucleotides. The record is from the annotation of a GenBank genome assembly. Lineage: Eukaryota; Metazoa; Arthropoda; Ostracoda; Podocopida; Cyprididae.